Messenger RNA from Daldinia childiae, 2175 nucleotides. RefSeq lists its product as uncharacterized. The coding region runs from base 1 to 2175 and encodes 724 amino acids. NCBI's taxonomy places the organism in Eukaryota, Fungi, Ascomycota, Sordariomycetes, Xylariales, Hypoxylaceae. The transcript is spliced from 2 exons. The record is from RefSeq and is a predicted model, not a curated record.
AUGGAUAAGGGUAAUAUCGGUGUCAAGUCGUGGAGGCGAGCUCGCCUCGGAGACGAACCAAUUUACUGCGCCGCACCGACUCCGUCGAACCCGGACGACAUUAUCUGCCUAGGCUCAGACGAAGAACUUGAUGAUGCCGAAAAGAUUGCAAGGAGACUGAGAUAUGAGGCACAGGCACUGCGAUAUUUACAGGGUAAGCCGGUGCGAGUCCUAUCCGCAUCUCUACACGGACCCUUCGGCAAAGCCUCAGGCUGGAAGAAUCCUUGGCUCCCGAAACAACCUACCACCAAGAAAUCCGUUCUCAAAUCAUCAUCCCGAUAUCCGACCAAACCCAUCCCACCGUUUAAAAAAUACAUCCACAAAGUUUCCGAACGAUCAGGGCAGCAAUAUAGCAGUACGCCUGACACCGACAGCUCUGUGCGUUGCCAUUUACCCAGUCCUGAUAGUAACCGAGGGCUACAAUUAUCCAGCAAUACGUUAGAGACAGAGAAGGAUAGUCGAAUACAGGCUUGGGCAAAGGAGGUAUCAAAGGGCGCCAUCUUAGAGAGAGAUGCUUUCUGGGCACCCGAGGAAGUCCUCCGUGAAGAAAAUGAUGAACCUAAAAAGAAGCGACCUGCCGGGAAAGAAUGGUUAAAGAAAACAUCAAAGCGAAAAAGACUGGGCAGUCCACAAAAUAUAGACAUUAGGUCUACUCCUACGCCGCUACUGCCGACGCAACCACCAGUCCGAAGUACAUCAGUGCCUAUAAAUACACGCUAUCUUGAAAACCCGGGUUACCCAAAGCUCAAGGUCAACCAGAGCUUUGAAUUCGCUACUCCGUCGUCUACCAUUAGCCCGAGCCAUCGGGAAGUUAAGUACGAAAGAGAGAUCAAGGUUCCCAUGCAGGAACGGGGCAUUGGCGAAGAUAAACUGAAGAUCGUGGUUGCCAACGAUGAAGAGGCUCCUGAGAAGGACACCUCGACCAAGGCCACUCUGUUAGAUCCUUCGGAAUCUUUUACACGAGGAGGUCUAUGGGUCUCUAAUUCUUCUCCUCCAGGGGCGGAUAUAACAAUCAAGGACGUUAAGUUGGAGCCUGUUGAAGAUGAUCCCUCACAUUGUCCUUAUCCGUCUCAGACCAUGUUGCCAGGUUCUCAGACAAACGGUUAUGAAGUACCCAGGAUUGGGCCAUUACAACAGAGCCCCUGGGCUAAGGAGAUCUUGGAAUUCGCAAAACCAGAUAAACGAGACUGGUAUUCUACCACGGUUGGAGAGACGACACCCACAAACGCAUUACUUGCUAUAACAACAUCUAAGGAACGUCGGAGCCCCUCGCUUACAACAGAUAUAAAUACGAUGCCCCGUUCUGAAUGCCCACCUAUUUCGCCUACGCCGGCAAUUUCUGAUAAAGAUUCGCUAUUUCCACCCCCUCAGUCUCCCGUGGUAGCUCAUGAAUUAGUCAGUCAGUUCUCAGAGCAUAGAGCUGGUCCUCCUACUACACCUCCUCGAAUGUCUUUACUUCACAUGCGUACCCCUGACCUCGAAAGAUCGAUCAAGCCAUUCUCCUUAUUCAAUACUCCAUCGCCGAAGCGCCAACGGCGAAACUCUAAGCAAUAUUCAUCUACCAACCGUACCGUUGGGAUUCUACUGAACGCCACACAUUCAAAUUCACGGAGUAGCCAGAAGGCGAAGCGGCGAGUGUCAUUCGCUCUGUUGCCAGACGAAGAUGAUGUCGACACUCCACCAGUAUUCAACACCACAAGAGUCACAUCACCCCCACCACAGAUGGUCGUCAAUACUGAAGACGAUGAUAUCGAUAACCAAUUCCAGGGACAUUUUGAGGCCAUGAAGUUACGCGCCAAUAAUAGGAAUGUCCGACUCCGACUACAGCCACGGCUACUCCCGAGCCCCUCCCAGCAAAAGCCUACAAGCCCACAUAUUGGCGCGAUGGCCGAAGCCUUUCGGGAGGCAGACGCAUACUCAGCCUAUGCACGUGAGAGUUUAGUAAAAAACAGGGAGGAGGAUAUAGCUGAUGUAGAGCAAUCACCAUGGCGAAAAGAGAGUCAGGGUAUAGAUCACGUUGCAGACGUUAUGGAGAACCUAGAUGAAUUUAUCAAUGCUUGGGACGUGAACGCCGAACUUCAGAAGGCGAGACAGGAGUCGGGCAGAGAAAGCCUGGACGGGGAAGGCUUCUGGUGA